CCUCAGCAGAGCGUUUAAGGAGCAUGCGCAUUCGUUCUCGAUAGUUUUUUUUUUGUUGUUUUUUGUUUUUUUAAGUAUUGAAAGUGAGCGUGCGCUUAGCGAGAGGGUUGGGCCGCUGAAGUUUGAACACGAAGGAAACCGCGGGGCGGAGAGCUGUCACAAAUUCAAGAAUCCAGCUGGACAUGGUACAUACCUUUGGAGGCAGAGGAAGGAGAAUCUCUGUGAGUUCAAGGUCAGCCAGUGCUAUAUAGUGAGAACCUGUCUGAAAAACAACAACAAAAUCAGGUUCUCUACUAACCUUUUAUAAAAAAAAAAAAAAAAAAGAAUAGGCCCAGUUGUGGCUCAGCAUGUCAAUAGUAACAGUGCAGCUUGGUCAGUGUGGCAACCAGAUUGGCUUUGAAGUGUUUGAUUCUUUAUUUAGUGACUCACACUGUUCCCAGGGACUCUGCUCUAAGAGAGAGAAUGAGGCAUAUCAAGCAUCUUGCAAAGAAAGAUUCUUCAGGGAGGAGAAAAAUGGAAUUCCAAUUGCCCGGGCUGUUCUUGUUGACAUGGAACCUAAAGUUAUCAAUCAAACACUCUCAAAAGCUGCCCAGGCUAGCCGAUGGAAAUAUGGUCAGCAUGCAUGCUUCUGUCAAAAACAAGGUUCUGGGAACAACUGGGCAUAUGGUUACUCCAUGCAUGGACCCAGGCAUGAAGAAUCUAUAAUGAACCUAAUCCAAAAGGAGGUGGAGAAAUGUGAUUCCUUGAGUGGUUUUUUUGUCAUCAUGAGUAUGGCUGGAGGAACAGGAUCAGGGCUGGGAGCCUUCAUUACACAGAAGUUACAAGAUCAGUAUUCCAACUCUUUGAAAAUGAAUCAGAUCAUAUGGCCUUAUGGAACUGGUGAGGUUAUUGUACAGAACUACAACUCCAUCUUGACUCUUUCUCACUUAUACCGGUCUUCAGAUGCUUUCCUCAUUCAUGAGAAUGAUGUUGUCCACAAAAUCUGUGCCAAACGGAUGAAUAUCAAACAGAUCUCCUUCAGCAAUAUAAAUCAAGUUCUUGCACACCAGCUGGGAAGUGUGUUCCAGCCUACUUAUUCUUCGGAAGGCUCAUUCCACUACCGCAGAAAUCCACUAGGAGACUUAAUGGAGCAUUUAGUCCCACAUCCUGAAUUCAAGAUGCUGGGAGUUCGUAAUAUUCCUCAGAUGUCUGAGAAUUCUCUGGCAUACAGCACGUUUACUUGGGCUGGCCUCCUCAAGCAUUUGAGACAGAUGCUUAUUUCUAAUGCAAAGAUGGAAGAAGGUAUCAACUGGCAAGUACGACCUCCUUUGUCAGGCCUUCCACCUCUUGGCAAAAUGUCUGUCAACAAGGAACUUCAUUUUAACACUUCUAUCGCCAACUUGGUCAUCCUCCGUGGGAAAGAUGUACUAAGUGCAGAUGUGGAGGCAUUUAAAGAUCCAGCUCUCUAUACUUCCUGGUUAGAGCCUGUUGAUGCUUUCAGCGUGUGGAAAACCCAGCGAGCCUUUAACAAAUAUGAGAAGUGUGCGGCACUGGUCAGCAAUAGCCAGUUCUUAGUAAAGCCACUUGAUAUGAUUGUGGGCAAAGCAUGGAACAUGUUUGCUUCAAAAGCUUACAUUCAUCAGUACACAAAAUUUGGAAUUGAGGAAGAAGACUUUUUGGACAGUUUUACAUUGUUAGAACAAGUUGUUGCCAGUUACUGUAACGUUUGAUUUUACACAAAGAGAAGAACAUCUUAUGACGUUUCUGGACUAAAAUAUUUUCACUCUUGAGCCAUAUUUGGUAGUAAUCCCAGCAUUCAGGAAAUGGAUGCAAGAAGAUCAGGAGUUCAAGGUCAUUCCUUUGCUACAUAGAGAGUUCCAGGCUAACCUGGGCUACAAGAAACCCUAUCUAAGAAUAAAUAAAA
This is a messenger RNA of Nannospalax galili (Upper Galilee mountains blind mole rat), 1903 nucleotides long. RefSeq names its product tubulin delta 1 (gene Tubd1). Lineage: Eukaryota; Metazoa; Chordata; Mammalia; Rodentia; Spalacidae. The transcript has 10 exons. The record is from RefSeq and is a predicted model, not a curated record. Gene Ontology annotation, molecular function: structural constituent of cytoskeleton; GTP binding. The coding region runs from base 348 to 1709 and encodes 453 amino acids. Gene Ontology annotation, biological process: microtubule cytoskeleton organization; mitotic cell cycle. Gene Ontology annotation, cellular component: microtubule; cytoplasm.